GAAAGACGACGAUGGAGGCAGGCGGCGGCUUGAGCGAGAACGGACUGGUGGCCAUGGAGACGGGUGAGGGGGCGGGAGCGGGUGGGCAGGUGGCGGGAAUGGGCGGCAGCACAGCAGGCAGUCCGGCAGCCGGCGGAGCAGCCGCCAUGGAGACCACAGAGACGAGCCAUGGCGAGGCUGCGGGUGCAGGGAGCAGCAGCAACAACACAAGCAAAGGCCCAGCCGACGAGGGGGAGGCCCAGGCGCAGGCUGAGGUCGAGGCCCUGCUCGAGUCGCUCAAGGACUUUGUGCCCACGAUCCCACCCGAGGUUACGGCCCACUACAUGGAGUCUGCGGGGUGCGUUACGACAGACAUGCGGGUGCAGCAGCUGAUGGCUCUGGCCGCAGAGAAGUUUGUAUCCGACGUCACCAACUCGGCGCUGCAGUUCUGCAAAAUCCGCCAGCAGAGCAAGAAAAAGUCGGCUGCCGACGAUGCCUUUGUGCUGCGUACAGAGGACCUUGUCGCCGCGCUCCGCGACACUGGCAUCAACGUCUCCAAGCCCGAGUACCUCAUCAGCAAGGGCAAGCAGUAAAUGUGUUUACCACG
Messenger RNA from Thecamonas trahens ATCC 50062, 586 nucleotides. Its product is annotated as transcription initiation factor TFIID subunit 10. The record is from RefSeq and is a predicted model, not a curated record. The coding region runs from base 12 to 572 and encodes 186 amino acids. Lineage: Eukaryota; Apusomonadida; Apusomonadidae. Gene Ontology annotation, biological process: transcription initiation at RNA polymerase II promoter. The transcript is spliced from 2 exons. Gene Ontology annotation, cellular component: transcription factor TFIID complex; nucleus; SAGA complex. Gene Ontology annotation, molecular function: promoter-specific chromatin binding; RNA polymerase II general transcription initiation factor activity.